Lates calcarifer (barramundi perch) is the source of this 1996-nucleotide messenger RNA. Its product is annotated as immunoglobulin lambda-1 light chain. NCBI's taxonomy places the organism in Eukaryota, Metazoa, Chordata, Actinopteri, Centropomidae. The transcript is spliced from 6 exons. The coding region runs from base 150 to 1049 and encodes 299 amino acids. The record is from RefSeq and is a predicted model, not a curated record.
UGUGGGCCGCAGGGGCUGAUGGGAGGAGUGAGGAGCUGUCAGAAAGCACGUGGCCCUCGUCUGAUCUCACAGCUCGUCCUUGUUUGGCCUCAGCUGCAUCAGAGCGCCACUUCUCCCCAGGUUCACCAGAGGAAACACCACUGCACAAAAUGCUUUUCCUCCCAGCUGCUGCUCUGUGCUGUCUGUGUUCAGCGCUGGUUGCCAUGGCAGAAGAUCUGGUUCAGGACCAGUUAUCAUUGACUAAAAGAGUUGGUGAAACUGACACCAUCAGCUGUAAAGGAACUGAGCAGUGUGAUAAAAAGCAGGUUUAUUGGUACCAGAAGACAGAAACAGACCCGCUCAGAGUGAUUCUGCGUAUCGACCUGACUGAUGGGAAGGUGAAUUCCCGCUAUGGUCAUCCUCAGAGAGAUGAUUUCAAAGCUUCAAGAAAAUCAAAUGGCUGUGAGCUGGUGAUCAAAGAAGUUAAACUCACCCACUCAGCCACCUACCUCUGUGCCUGCUGGAAAAAUGCUGAAAGGCUAUUUAUCUUCGGCUCUGGAACUAAACUGUAUGUAACAGAUGAGGACGUAGUGAAGCCCGUGGUGAGCGUGUACCCAGCAGCAUCCAGAGCCCACCUGGAGGGGAAGACCUCCCUGCUGUGUCUGGCCUCAGGCAUGUUUCCUCCUCUGGUCCAGUUCUCCUGGAAAAGACCGAAGGAGGAUGGUUCUCUGGAGGAGCUGCCCUCUGCUGAGGGAGAGCAGCUGGAGCUCAGAGAGUCGGGACGCACUGCCUCCAUCUUGCUGGUCGACCGAGAUGCUUUCUACACAUAUAAAUACCACUGCUCUGUCAAGCACGAGACGGGCACAGUGGAGGCCCAAACACUACAAGAGGUUACUGCUCCUCCUCCUCCACCACCAGGUCCAGUCCUGGUGACCUGGUACAGAGAGAAGUUGCUCUGUCUGCUCUACGCAGUGCUGAUAAUGAAGAGUCUGGUGUACUGCUGUGGACUCUCUCUGAUCAGGAUCGUCAGAAACAAGGCACCGUCCACCAACCACACAUAUGACGACUGACCGUCCUCCAGCAGCUUUAACUUCUCACUGAUGCUUGUUAAAGAAAAACUCCUGCGCUGCCGAAUGUAAGAUGCUCAUUAAAACUCAAUUGCCUUCUUCUUUUAAGAUAACCAAACCAUGAAUGUAUCCUGACAAGUGCUGUCUGUGUAGCUAAAGCCUGAGCUCCUGUGUCAUGUAAAAGUAGUGACAUACAUUUGUGCAAGUGGAAUUUUACAUUUUAAAAUCAAAAUGAUGAACGUGAUUAAUUGUAGUUUAUUUCUUUCAGUGGUGAGCACAAUAAACACUGAAACUGGCCCAUGAGCAUGUUUGGUGUCAUCUACCGUCUACCCACAAUGCAACAGUGAGGCUCAUUGAUGCGUUUUUUAAAUAGUUUUCAUCUCUGUGACACAGAGGAAUAAGAUGACUCAGGUUCUGAUAAACAGACUGAACUUGUUCAGAGUAGACCAUGAAUGAUUUUGCUGAUACAAACUAAAAAGAAUAACACCAGCCUCAUUCUUCAAUCAAUUUUCAAAAUAAUAAUCAAUUAUCUCAUUAUCCAUAGAUAGCAAAUGUAGUUUUUAACAAGUGUUAAUAUAAAUAUCAAACUUUUAUAAGUUUUAUAAUUAUAGCUUAAUUAAAAACAGGACAUUUGAUCAGGAGAUUAGAGUGAUUCAGAACUCACUCAGCUCUUAGUUUUUUUGUUUUUUUUUUACAUGAUGCUUAUUUUACUAAACAUUUCUCUCAAUUUUCCUUUAUGUUAUUAACUCAAAUGGCUGUUUUUUUAUCCUGACAUUUUUUAUUGUGAUAUUUUUAGUGACUAUUAAGCACAUGUAGUAAAAUCUGUUUAAAAAAUAAAGAUACUUUCUCUCAUUUUUUCAUUCAUUAGUCAUAGCACUGGUACAUACAAUAAUACUGUGUUAUUCAUGUAUACAGUGCCCAGUUUUAAUAAAUGUAAUAAAAACAUUCAA